Messenger RNA from Daphnia carinata, 1362 nucleotides. RefSeq lists its product as uncharacterized. The record is from RefSeq and is a predicted model, not a curated record. The transcript is spliced from 8 exons. Lineage: Eukaryota; Metazoa; Arthropoda; Branchiopoda; Diplostraca; Daphniidae. Gene Ontology annotation, biological process: RNA polymerase I preinitiation complex assembly; nucleolar large rRNA transcription by RNA polymerase I; transcription elongation by RNA polymerase I. The coding region runs from base 87 to 1319 and encodes 410 amino acids. Gene Ontology annotation, molecular function: DNA binding. Gene Ontology annotation, cellular component: RNA polymerase I complex.
UGGUUUUGCUCUUGUAUGCAAGUGGACUGGAGCUGGAAUUACACAAACAAAAGAAAAACAAAUAAUAUUAGUUACCUUGUAAUUAGAUGACAAUGUCAUUUGUUAUUGAAGAAAUAAAAGUGGCGAAUCGAGGGAAAAAACUGGAACCUGUGCGAAUUGAAUUUUCACACUGCCAGAGUCCUUUGAAAACUGAUGCUCUUGCUGCUGUAAAACCAGGAAUUUACUCAGACAGUUUAGACAAGGAGGAAUAUGUUACUAUUUGCCAAGUUGAACAGCAAUGUUACAUGGGCAGUACUAAAGUGCAAAAUCAAAGAGAAAGCCAAAGUUUGUAUAUUGCUCUACGGAACAAAGUAACAAAUAAGGUUAAGCUAGUUGAGGUAGCAAAAGUGAUGUUAUCGCCUGUCGUUCAAUAUCCCCCUUCAACAAAUCCCAUGUUGAUGGAAAAAGAGGAAGGAAAUGAUGGGAAGUAUAAGGCAGAGAUGGCAAAAGCAUUUGUUCAUCGCUUUGGAAUGCUUAAAGGUCAAAGGAUGUAUGACCAAGCUGAGAGGCUAACUGUGAAAGCUGAAACAGUCAGAGCUAAUCUUGAAAAUGCUGCCUUUAACACAGCCUUUCGAGAUAGUGACUUAGUUCUCCCAAAAAGUUCUGACUCUUAUGAAAUUAUGCUGCCCCCAAGGAAUGCCAAUGCAACUACAGCUUUGGAAGUCUAUCAGCUUGAAAACAUUAUUGCUUCGUCUGAUAUGGUAGCUUUGGAAGAAUUGGCAAAAUUACUGUUGAUUAGCGAGACGGAUUCCCUUUUGACUACCGAUAACUUAACCCAGUUUUCCGUUUAUAUUACUGAUGAGUUAGUCCGCGUGAAACGCAGUAACCAAGACGAAGAAGCAAAAUUACGGUUGGUGAAGGCUCUUAUUUAUAUGGAGGGCCUUAUCAAGUUUUCAGCAAUUAAAAGGAAAACGCUCUCUCGCGGUGUUGUAGAUGAAAGUCUACCAGCUAGUAUACCAGACAGUGUGAAAAGAAGUAUAAAAGAACAAUUUUCAUCCAGAGCAGAGUCACACUGGACCCUAACAAAAAUGGAUCGAGAUAGGACGAUUUGUCAUAUAAUAGCGCUUGCCCUUGCUAUCGGUAACUGUAGCAUUGUCGCCGAAUCUUUCAUUUCUAGCUUGAAACUCGACAUGGAUUCCGUUCAGUCUUUGAUUCGUGUAGUUGGCGCGCGUCUAGUGAAAGACAAAUUAAUGUCAGUUACCAAGAUAGUCCUCGCCUUUCCCCUGGCAUUGCCUCCGAUCAAGAGGGGCAGGGCGAAAUCAAAGAAAGAGUCGUAUUAGAAUUCAUAUGUUAACGCAGUCUAAUACAUUUCCGUGAAAUUCA